AUGUACCCCCAGGGAAGGCACCCGACCCCGCUUCAGUCCGGACAGCCCUUCAAGUUCUCGAUCCUAGAGAUCUGUGACCGGAUCAAAGAGGAAUUUCAGUUUUUGCAGGCGCAGUACCACAGCCUCAAACUGGAAUGUGAAAAGCUGGCCAGUGAGAAGACAGAGAUGCAGCGUCAUUAUGUCAUGUACUACGAGAUGUCCUAUGGUCUGAACAUCGAGAUGCACAAACAGGCAGAGAUUGUGAAAAGGCUGAGUGCCAUCUGUGCCCAGAUAAUCCCCUUCCUGACGCAAGAGCACCAACAGCAGGUCCUGCAGGCUGUGGAGCGGGCCAAGCAGGUGACGAUGGGGGAGCUGAACAGCAUCAUUGGGCAGCAGCAGCUCCAACACCUCUCCCACCAUGCCCCUCCGAUCCCUCUGACUCCCCACCCCUCGGGCAUGCAGGCCCCCAGCCUGGCCGGGAUGGGUGGGGCCUCUGGGCUUUUGGCUCUGUCAGGGGCCCUGAUGGCGCAAUCUCAGCUGGUGGCCAAGGAGAACAGGGGAGCCCAGGAGACUGAGGUCACUCGAGAAAGAGCACCAAGUCGGAGCAGCUCCACUUCACCCCCAGAGAGCCUGGUGGCGGAGGAGGAGCGGCUGAGCGGUGCCGGGGGGAAGAGGAAGCAGGAGGAGAAGGAUGCCCUCGGACUCUACGACAGUGACGGGGACAAGAGUGAUUAUAACCUGGUGGUGGAUGAGGACCCACCCUCGGAGCCCAGCAGCCCCACUCUUACCCCAGGGGGGAAGCCAGCCGCCUCCCGCCGGGAGCUGCCAGAGAGCCCUGCCUCCUUGGCUUCUAGCCGCAGCACACCACCCCCCAAAUCCAGGGAUCCUGGCCUGAAUGAUAUUUUGUCCACUACUCCUGCCUCCAAGGGCAGCAGCUCUUCUCCACCACGUGACGCCUCCACCCCGGGUCCCAGCUCUGCCUCCCACAUCCGCCAGCUUGCCACCAAGCCACCCUCUACAGACACUAUUGCCCUGCGGAGCCCGCUGACGGUGUCCAGCGCCUACACACCCUCCUUCGGCAUGGUGCCCCACGCUUCCCUGAAUGGAGACCUCUCCGUGCCCAGCUCCUACAUGAGCCUCCACCUCUCCCCCCAGGUCAGCGGCACCAUGGUGUACGGCCGCUCCACCAUGAUGGCGUUCGAGUCUCACCCCCACCUCCGGGCAUCGGGCGUCUCCUCCUCGCUCCCCAGCAUCCCCGGUGGGAAGCCGGCCUACUCCUUCCACGUGUCAGGUGACGGGCAGGUGCAGCCGGUGCCUUUUCCGUCGGACGCCCUCAUUGGCUCGGGCAUCCCCCGGCACGCCCGCCAGCUGCACACCCUGAGCCACGGCGAGGUGGUCUGCGCCGUCACCAUCAGCAACUCCACCCAGCACGUCUACACCGGGGGCAAAGGCUGCGUCAAGGUGUGGGAUGUGGCGCAGCCUGGCACCAAGACACCCGUGGCCCAGCUGGACUGCCUGAACCGGGACAACUACAUCCGCUCCUGCAAGCUGCUGCCGGAUGGGCGGAGUCUCAUCGUGGGAGGUGAGGCCAGCACCUUGUCCAUUUGGGACCUGGCCGCCCCCACCCCCCGCAUCAAGGCCGAGCUGACCUCCUCUGCCCCCGCCUGCUACGCCCUGGCCAUCAGCCCCGACGCUAAGGUCUGCUUCUCCUGCUGCAGCGACGGCAACAUCGUGGUGUGGGACCUACAGAAUCAGACGCUGGUCCGGCAGUUCCAAGGCCACACCGAUGGUGCCAGCUGCAUUGACAUCUCUGAGUAUGGGACCUGGCUGUGGACAGGUGGUCUGGACAACACUGUUCGCUGCUGGGACCUGCGAGAGGGGCGGCAGCUGCAGCAGCAUGACUUCAGCUCACAGAUCUUCUCCCUUGGUCACUGCCCCACCGGGGAGUGGCUGGCGGUGGGCAUGGAGAGCAGCAACGUGGAGGUGCUCCACGUCAACAAGCCCGACAAGUACCAGCUGCACCUGCACGAGAGCUGUGUCCUCUCCCUCAAGUUCGCCUCCUGCGGCAAGUGGUUUGUGAGCACGGGCAAGGACAACCUCCUCAACGCCUGGAGAACACCCUACGGGGCCAGCAUCUUCCAGUCCAAAGAGUCCUCCUCCGUGCUCAGCUGUGACAUCUCCAUCAAUGACAAGUACAUCGUGACAGGGUCAGGGGACAAGAAAGCAACCGUCUACGAGGUGGUAUACUGAGGCCCAGCCAGCCGGCUCUCAUGGCCCUGGCCAUAGGCCAGGGCCAGCUUCUCCCCAUCCUCUUUCAGCCUGUGGUAUCCUCCUGGCAAGAGUGGGGCAGUGCAGCCCUACCUCCUCUCUUUCCUGUACCCUUCCUUCCCCCCGUGUCUGUGAGCACCUCUCUUCCCCACCCCACACCCCCGAGCUCCCCUCAACACACGCCUCCCAGGUUCUCUUGGGGCCCAGCCUCACAGGCCCCCCAGGGUUGGGGCCAGCUGGCUCGGGAGCAAGCGCUGUGAGCCCAGCCCUGCCCCUGUCUGCCAUGUGUGCCACCCUGGGAGGAAGGGCAGGCUGAGGUGGCAACAGGUCUAAGCUCUUUGUGCGUUAAUAAAUGUAUUUAUCCCACAGUGUUUUCAAUCCUGUAAUAAAGGCAGGUGAUUUUUCUCUC
Molecule: messenger RNA, 2656 nt
Organism: Ornithorhynchus anatinus (platypus)
Lineage: Eukaryota; Metazoa; Chordata; Mammalia; Monotremata; Ornithorhynchidae
Gene: TLE2
Product: TLE family member 2, transcriptional corepressor
Exons: 20
Coding region: 1-2229 (742 amino acids)
Biological process (GO): regulation of DNA-templated transcription; negative regulation of canonical Wnt signaling pathway
Cellular component (GO): nucleus; transcription regulator complex
Molecular function (GO): transcription corepressor activity; protein binding
Source: RefSeq, a predicted model, not a curated record